AUGUCCCUUCUGGAAGAGUUACAAGAUGUGCGCCUGGAGGAAGACGCGAUCGACUACCACAGCCGUGACAAACACGACAUGGUGAAAGUCUUCAUCAAUCACUCGGACCCAUAUGACUUGGAAACGCCACUGGACACAGACGAUGAUAAGCCAGAAGAGCCAGAAGAGGCAGACUUUGUCGUUCAAAGAGACCUCUUUCCCGAAUACUCGAGCUUCGAGGACAAUUUGACCACCAUGGAGGACGGAAGUCCCGCGCUGUACUUGGGUGGCGCGCUGGACAUCGAUCACGGUAUAUUCAACGACUAUGUGAACUGGCUGCAUCGUGGCCGGAUUCCAUUGGUAGAGACGCCAGUCCCUAGAAGGAAGAGGAAACGCCGCGAGUCAUAG
This is a messenger RNA of Fulvia fulva, 387 nucleotides long. RefSeq lists its product as uncharacterized. The record is from RefSeq and is a predicted model, not a curated record. The transcript is spliced from 2 exons. Bases 1 to 387 code for a protein of 128 amino acids. NCBI's taxonomy places the organism in Eukaryota, Fungi, Ascomycota, Dothideomycetes, Mycosphaerellales, Mycosphaerellaceae.